Messenger RNA from Closterium sp. NIES-67, 2616 nucleotides. The record is from the annotation of a GenBank genome assembly. Lineage: Eukaryota; Viridiplantae; Streptophyta; Zygnematophyceae; Desmidiales; Closteriaceae.
CGAAGAUGUGAAGCGGGAAAUCUUACAAGAAGAUUUCCGUCGUCGUGAAUUGGCGGGUACCGAUGGUGCCGGAGUUGCAAGCAUGGGCCGUGGGCACGGCCGUGGAAGGGGCAGAGGGCGAGGAGGAAGAUUUGGCAGCAGCAACUUCAAUGGAGGCCGUGGUAAUGGAGGAUAUGGCAGCAACAACAACAACAAUGGCUACGGGCGUGGGCGCGGUCGAUUUGAUGGCGAAUGCCACUUUUGCCACAAGACCGGCCACAUGUGGAGAGAUUGCUACAGAUUGCCUGAUGGAUGGACCCCUUCUCAAGGCCAAGAGGGCAGAGGAGCAAGGGGAGGAAGAGGCAGAGGUCGUGGAGGCCGUGGUGGUCGUGGAAGCGAAGCGGCAUGCAUGAAAGGUGGAGACUACGAGACGGGCCCGAGUGAAGAUCGAUACCCAGGCCAAUUCUUCUUUGUCUCCACGCAAGCGGCAGCUGCAGCAGGAGGUGUGGAAGGCUUUGAGGAGCCAGCUACUGUGGGAAAGGUCACCCUUCACUCUCUGGACUUUUGGGUGAUCGAUAGCGGCGCCACCUAUAGCAUGACACCUCGUGCGGACUUGCUCACCGAACUCGAACCGUCGCCGGUCAAGCAUGUCACAUCGGCUUUGGGGCAGCGAGCAGAGGUGAAAGGCAUGGGCAAGGCCAUGUUCAAGGGUGCUGAUGGGAAGAUGGUGGGCCUCAAGAACGUGCUUUGGUGCCCAACCUUGCAGCCAACCUGAUUUCUGUGCGGCAUUUGCAAAAGGCCGGCAUGGACACAUCUUCCAAGGGAUCCAAAACUUAUACCGCGCGGCUUGGUGAGCGGAAGCUUUGGGACCUUCAUGAGGACAGGGACAUCUACAAUGAAAUGUGGCAAAUCCCAGUGGUCCCCAUGCCUAAGGAGAGGCAAGUGGCAGCAAGCAUCAGCACCAAGAGUGAAGCGGUUGGUGGCGGUGAUCACGGAAAGCAAAGUGACACCAAGAGUGACUCGAACGAGUGCAAUCUUGGAGAGACCAGCAAGGCAUGUGAAUCCAAGGAGAGUGGUGCAGCAGCCAAAGGUGGUGGAAAUGAGGAGGAGAAUCAUAAGAUCAGCAAAACAGCAGCGGCGAAGGAGAAAGGAGAGAGCUUGUGGGGCACAAUUGCGAGUGCCGCUUUCUCCAACCCGACCUCCGCUACGGGAGAGUGUGAUUGGCUGACCUUGCAUCGGCGAAUGGGGCAUGUGGCAUUGCCCAUUUUGCAGCAGAUAGUCAAGCAAGACAUGGUCAGUGGGAUACGUGUCAAGGGGGAGCCCAAUGAGGUGCUUGGCUGUCCAACAUGCAUGCAAGCCAAGUUCACCCGCUACCCGUUCCAUAGCUCGGAGACAACGGCGAAGGCACCACUUGAUGAGGUGGUGAUGGAUGUGGUGGGUCCCUUGAAGCUUGGAGCUGCUGGAGCUGAGUACUUCCUCACCAUUGUGGACGUCUACACUCGCAUGACUUGGGUAUAUGUGCUGCCCAAGAAGAGUGACGUGGCUGAAACGGUGAAGACCGAUUGGUUGCCGAUGGUGGAGCGGCAACAAGACCGACUUGUGAAGGCGAUUCGCACUGACCGUGGGGGAGAGUUCCUGAGCAAGAACUUCUCAACUUGGCUGAAGAAGCAGGGCAUAAGGCACUCUCUUACCAUGCCCUACUCUCCUGCAAUGAACGGCAUUGCCGAGCGUGCGAAUCGGACACUCACGGAGACGGCUCGGGGACUUCUCAUUGAAGCCGGUCUUCCCAAUUACUUUUGGCCGGAUGCGAUGCCGGGGGAGCCUACAAAUCCCAAGGAGGCUUGGGAGGGCCCCAAUGGGAAGGAGUGGAAGAAGGCCUCAGAUGAAGAAAUGGGGAGCAUCAUCGAGAACGACACGCUUGACUUGGUGAACCUACCUCCGGGGCGUAAGGCGAUCUCUUCCAAGUGGCUCUUCAAGCGCAAGACCGACGCCGACGGCAACAUCGAGCGCUACAAGAGCAGACUUGAGGUGAUGCUGAAGCUUCAAGACAAGUUCAAGUGCAAGACCCUUGGUGACGUCAACUACUACCUUGGGCUUCACAUUGAGCGAGAUGUGGAGAAGCGGUGGAUGCGAGUGCAUCAAAAGAAGUACUUGGAGGCCUUGGCUGCAAACUUUGGGAAGAGUGAAGGUCAUGUGGCUACUCCUCUUCCCUCAGGGUUCAAGUGUGUGAAAGGACCAGCGGAGGAAAGUGUUGGUGAAGAGGAGAGGCGCCGUUUUCAUUCCUUGGUGGGCAGCCUCAUGUAUGCGGCCGUUCACACAAGGCCGGAUGCAGCCUUUGCUACCGGACAGCUAGCUAGGGUUGUCCAAUGCCCUAAUGAAGAGCAGGUAGCAGCUGGAGAGAGGGUGGCCAAGUACCUUGGCCAAACAGCAACUGUUGGACUGCAAUACUCCGCGGCGGCACAAAGGCGUCAAAAGGGUGCGGAUGGAGUCGAACCCGGGAGGCUCUUUCUCACCGCCUUCUCUGAUGCAUCUUGGGCAUCAGAACCAGAGGACAUGACAAGUAGGCUGGGAACCAUCUCCCUCUCGAACUCUUCUUGCUAAGUUUGUACUCCUAAGACUAUUGUGGCUGCUAUACCU